This is a messenger RNA of Exophiala spinifera, 1440 nucleotides long. RefSeq lists its product as uncharacterized. The transcript has a single exon. Lineage: Eukaryota; Fungi; Ascomycota; Eurotiomycetes; Chaetothyriales; Herpotrichiellaceae. The record is from RefSeq and is a predicted model, not a curated record. Bases 1 to 1440 code for a protein of 479 amino acids. Gene Ontology annotation, molecular function: chloride channel activity.
AUGGAUCAGGACAAGAGCCCCAGGCUCCAGGUCAACGAUGCCUCUUCGUCGAAUGCCUCGAAUCCGAACGUGCCUCUCUCUCCGAUUGUAGACCCAUCCUUCACACCAGUUCCUCUGCGAAUGAAGACCCAUACCUCGCUGGACUUGGACGAUUACUUCUCUGGGCCUCGAGAUAUGGACCACCAUUCCAAGGUGCCCUACUUCCUCCGUUUGCAUGGCAGUGUUGUUCCCAAGAUGAUUCUGCCUCUUGCUUUUGUCGGAGCUUGGGCAACAGCCGUCACUUGCAUCAGCAAGUUUGUCCACAACCUGGGCAUCAACUCUGUUCUCUUGACAAUCACCGGUUUCGUGGUGUCCCUUGCACUGUCGUUCCGAUCGACAACCGCAUACGAAAGAUACAUGGAAGGCAGGAAAUACUGGGCACAAUUGAUAGUCACGUCCAGAAACUUGGCUCGGUUGAUUUGGAUUCACGCCUCUGAACGACACAAUGUGAGCGAAGACCAAGGCAAGGCCGACCUCCUGGGCAAAUUAACCGCCCUAAACCUCAUCAACGCCUUCGCCGUGGCUCUCAAGCAUCACCUGCGGUUCGAGCCUUCCGUCGAAUACCCCGACCUCCAACCACUAGUUGCACACCUCCACACACUUGCCGGCGAAGUAGACCAGACAAAGCUGCAACCCAAAAAGACAAACUCGUGGAAAACCGCAGGCCAGUACCUGGGCGUGAGUUUCGCAGAGUCGAACCCUCGCAAAUUGAUCAAACGAUCCGGCGAGAAUCUCGGUAAUUUGCCGCUGGAAAUCCUGACGUACCUCUCGUCGUACAUGGACUCGAUUAUGAAAAAUGGACAACUGAGUGCACCAAUUCACCAAACACACGCCAUGAACAACAUCACCGCCCUGGCCGAGGUGCUGACCGGCACGGAACGCAUCUUGACCACUCCGGUCCCCAUCGCUUACUCAAUCUCCAUCUCCCAAAUCACUUGGGUCUACAUUCUGGUCCUUCCAUUCCAGCUCUACAAGUCGCUGGGCUGGGUGACCAUUUUUGGCACCCUACUCGCGGCGUACAUCAUCUUGGGUCUAGCAACGAUCGGCUACGAGAUCGAGAACCCCUUUGGCCAUGACGUGAACGAUCUCCCGCUCGACUCGUACUGCCGCGAACUUGCGGCUGACAUUGAUGUGUUGACGAGCAUGCCGGCCCCAACGGCUGAGAACUUUAUCGCCACCGCCGAGAACAAGGUGCUGUUUCCGUUGAGUAUGAACAGCUACGAUAACUGGAAGUCGCGCUCGCUUGUGGACAUCCGAAAGGCGCUACGCUCCAAGGCCACAACUGCGGCCUCGACGCUGACUUUCGAACGUGCAGCGGCUCAGAGCCAAAGUACGAAUGAGGCAACUGCUGUUCCUGCGGUUGAUCCUAGCAAAGACAGACCUGAGGGUGAUGCCUGUUGA